Molecule: messenger RNA, 843 nt
Organism: Eufriesea mexicana
Lineage: Eukaryota; Metazoa; Arthropoda; Insecta; Hymenoptera; Apidae
Exons: 5
Coding region: 1-834 (277 amino acids)
Source: RefSeq, a predicted model, not a curated record
AUGUCAGCAAGGAACAAAGCCACGAAUGUGAAAGACCCUCAUCAUCCAUUCGAAAAGAUCGAAAUCUGGCAAUUUUUGCACGCCUUAUUAGAAGUGUCUUGGCAUCUGUAUACCAAAUACGAUGACUCAGAUGCGAAGGAAAUGAAUGGAAAACUAGCUGCAGGCUUGCAUAAAUUCUUGAAGAACGACAUAUAUCCUCAUGCUAGAAGCCAUGUUGGCAGUUUAUAUCAGGAGAAUCAGGAUUUACUACCUAUGUACUGUGUCUUUGAAUUGUGUCAACGAAUUGGAUAUCCACUUUCUGCGAAAGAUCUCUUACGAUUGAUUUUCGUUCCAAAAGAUACACGAUCAUCUUCGACUGUUGAGGCUAUCAAAAACUUUCCGGAUGGAAUUAAUUCCGUGAUGAUAGGUGAAAAAGUCAGUUAUCUAUUGAAAAUAGACGAAAUGUUUACGUUACCUCAUUGCACGGCUGAUGUAUCAAGAAAAAGUGACAACGAUCUAUUCGCUAAUGGAUUAUUGGUCUUUGGAGAACUGGGAGCUUUGAAGAUGGUGGAGAUUAUGACGCUAAUAUGUCCUGGAAUAAAAGAUGCAGACAGUGGAUUAAUUAUAAAUAUGGAUUACAAGUUGACCUUUCUUGAAUUUUACGAGGCAAUACUAGAGGCAACGAAGCAGUUGCUCUCGUUAAGGAAGAGAGCUGAAAAAUUGUUGCAAACGAGGAAAAUCGAGAAGGAAAGCACAUCAUCGAGGAACAAGUUACAGGAAAAGGGAGCAUCUCGAAAUACUGAAAACUCUUUAACCCAGAAAGAUUCCAAAGUUAAGAAGAGAAGCUUAAUAUGACUUGUUAAA